AUGAUGAACAAGACACAUGAUGGUACUACCAGUACUACCAGUACUGGUAGCAGUUGUCAACAACAACAACGAGCCCGCAACUCCCUUCAUAAACUGGGAAAUAUAUUUGAGAAGGAAGAGGAACAAAGGAAGAUUGGAAGGCAGCAUCCAAUCCCAUUUCCAGAGAGCCCUGCUCUCGAUGGUUCCACACCCUUCAACGCUUAUAUCAGUGGCAUCGAGUCAAUACCAACAUCGACUCCACCAGACUUGCGUCAAGCACAAAGGGUCAGAGAGAACAGACCUGGAGCCUAUCCCGUUGCUGGGAUUGGACAUUCGCCUGGAUUACCUCCUGACAUGGAAGAGCUGGGACUGGAAUUGGUGCCUCAAGGGGACAGAGACCACAAUUGUCGUCUUUCUUUUGCGGAUAUUAGCAACUUUUUUGCCUUCACAUCAUCAACGAGCAAUGAUGAUGACGAUGGCCUUAUUCAUGCGGACCGAGUUAAUGAUCUUGUUAUUGCUGAUAUUAGCAAUCUGUUGGCCUUCAAUUUCACUAGACAUAACAUGGAAGAAUCAACGAGGAACGAGGGUGGUCUUAUUCAUGCUGAGCCAGUUGAUGACUCGGAAAAUGGGGAAAUUCCAACCGCAGAGCCAAUGGCAACAAGGGCAAAGAAACUAUGGAAGAAGAAGCUAUGUCUCGACCUAUCCCUGGAAGCAAUUCUUGCCAUUGCCAUUGUCUCUAUCAUUCUUGUGGCAUUUCUGCUGGCUCCAAAAUCACGUAAUCAAACACAGUCCGCAAAGCAGCAAAAUGGAGUGAUUCCAAUACAAGAACAUCCAGGGACAAUGGCUUCAAUCACACAGGCACCAAUAUCGCUAUGGGAAAGACUCAAUCUACCCGAAUACACCCUCAGGGCAAUGGAGAAUCCGAGGUCACCACAGACCAAGGCAUACCAAUGGCUAAGCAACAAUCUCAACAACUCCAACAAUACAAUACAUCUCCCGGCAUGGCGCUUAAAGCAGAGGUUUGCACUGUCCACAUUUUAUUAUGCAACACGGGGAGACUAUUGGGUGAAAAAUCAAGGCUGGCUCAAUUGGGACUCCAAUGAGUGCACCUGGGCACAAUUUCAUGAUGAAUUGUACCCAAAUGAAGCAGCUAAUUGUGACGACAACGGGCAACUCCUAUCAUUGCAAUUUGGUGAGGCCAACAACUUGGACGGAACAAUACCACCAGAAAUAUCUCUGCUUGCCGAAAGCUUGGAAACACUUGUAUUUACUGGUAACUUUCAACUGAAAGGAAAUAUACCGACUGAGGUUGGGCUCAUGACAAGGCUGACAGGCUUGUGGAUGAGCACAACGCACUUGUCUGGCACACUACCAACGGAACUAGGUCAGCUACAAAGCUUGGAGAACCUAUUGAUCUCAGGUAGCGAACUUGUUGGGACUCUAGCCACUGAGCUUGGGAACCUAAGCAACCUGACAACUCUGGGAUUUGCUAGAGUGAACUUUUCUGGAUCCAUCCCCACUGAGAUUCUUGGAUUGUCAAACCUGAAGGUUUUAGGUUUCGGAGAAUGCCCUCUAUUGGAUUUAACUUCUUUGCUAACUGGUGUAGUUGGAAACCUGCACAAUUUGGAGAUGCUAAGUCUAGGCAAAGGGAAAGCUGGGCGGUGCACAUCAAUUCCAUCUGAAAUUGGGAAGCUGACCAACCUGGCAACCCUGAUUUUGAACGACUUCCAACUUAAUGGCACAAUUCCAAGUGAGAUGGGAUUGUUGACAAAGCUAAAAGACUUGUACUUGGAAAGCAACUCCAUCACUGGCACCUUACCAGAAGGGUUAUCAAAGAUGUCACAGCUGAAAGCGUUGUUCAUUAGUGCCAACCAAUUAGAAGGCAGACCGCUGGAACAAGAUGUGCUUCCCCAACUGACCCAGCUACAGUGGUUGCAUAUCAAUGACAAUCUUUUCUCAGGCUCUAUUGCAACAGAAAUUGGUUUGAUGAGUCUUGAGGUGCUCGAACUGCAAAAUACCAACCUAUCUGGGACCUUUCCCACAGAAAUACUUUUGUUGGACAACUUGACCAGGUUGGUCUUGAUGAACACAUCCUUGACUGGCAGUAUCCCUGAUGAAUUAUGUGGCAUCCUACUCGCGCCACAUGAAAUGAAACAUUUUGGCGGGAAUGCAUAUACCGUUCCAACGACCAACCUUUCAGUCUGCUAUGGAACUAGUCUAUGCGGCUGUACUUGUGAGGCUUGCCCAAAAGCAUGA
Seminavis robusta is the source of this 2235-nucleotide messenger RNA. The record is from the annotation of a GenBank genome assembly. Lineage: Eukaryota; Bacillariophyta; Bacillariophyceae; Naviculales; Naviculaceae.